AUAUCUAAUAAGUCGACUAUACUUGGUAAUUAGAAAAGUAUUCUGCAUCGUUGAAGUGAACAACCAAGAUGGACAGCCUAUAUGAUCUCCCUCCAACUAUUGAAAUGGAACAGAGGGUUGCCACCGAGGAAUCCCAUAGGAGAGCCCCGGCGCGAAUGGACAGUUUCAUCUCAGACGUUGAAGUGAAAGCUAAAACCGACAAACUUUCGUAUUGCCUGCUCGUCUCCAUAAUUCUCCUCAUUGUAGCUUGUACAUCUGCAGUCGGUUAUAGCGUAUACAUGAUGUUUCAGAUGCAAAACAAUCUCGACGAACUAGCAGUGGAAUUGAAUACCACUCGUGCAGACGUCGCCAGGAACUCCGAGGUCAAUAUAACCUACCCAGUCUUGAACUUCACGGCUACUGCAAACAUUACCGAACUACAAACUCAGUUUACUCAACUGAAUGGCACCGUCGUCUCUCUCAUCUCAGAAAUGACUGCAUUGCUUGAUGAAAAGAUGAAUGCAAUUAACGCUACUCUGGUGGAGAUCCGAAACAAUACAAAAACAUGCAAUUCUACCGGUUAAACAUGAUUCUUGAAGAAAUGCGACCUAUUUCAUCUAUAUUUCAUCCGGUCUAAUGAUUCACCUCUGACCUUUAGAAGCGUAAUCUUUUCUUGAACGAUACAAAAUGUUUCUACAGCUCUGACGCAAUAGGAAGCACCACCGCCGAACCAUUCAGCGCCACAACUUCAAAUACUACACUGUUUAGCUAGUGCUGUUCGCUGCAAUAUGUAACAAAAUUACUUCUCUUGGUUCAGUGUAAAAUAAGGCUUGGCUUUUCUAAUCUAAUAGUGAAUUAUUCAAAUUCGUUUAGACGAAAAUUUAGUUUAAAAACGCAUUGUUUUUGUUCGCUGAAUGUCGAGGUGAAUCCCUGAAUGUUUUUUUAUUGGACACAUGUUUUAAAAUGCAAUUCUGAUAUAUGGCCCUUUUCUUCUACACUAUUAUGCAACCUAUUUCUUACUGUGUGCGAACCCUCAGCGAACUAUGUAAGUGAUGUUUUUUUGCGAGUUAUUAUUUUAUCUGGAAGACUCUUUACAAUAAAAAUACCACAUACAAUUACUUAUCUUCCCAGUAUUCAAGAUUCGAUUAAAAAAAUAUUCGAUUUGAUUUGAAAAAAUAAAAUUCGAUUCCAUUCUGAGAUCAUCAGGUAUUCGAAUGAAUGCCAGAAUGCCCAGUCCUAUUUAAAGGCCGAUCGAUAAUUUUGAACAAUUUCUAUAUUUCAUCACUUUUGUGCGAGCGAGUUAUAUUCUUCCGUUAUGUGACGUUAGUGAUAAAUCAAGGUAUCUUUGUAAUAAUCACCUAUAAUUUUACGUUCAUCAAUCAUUUUUGCUACUAUUUGCUAAUAUUCUCGUAAAUCAGCUGUGAAUUUUGAAUGCUAUUUAUUAAAUUAGGUGUAAUUUAAGGUUUGGAUUUGUUUGAACAUUGAUGAAUACAUCGAAAUACUUUGUCGGACAUAUAAAGUGUUCCUAAUUUUUAUUAUGUUUUCAUGUGGAGAUUUAUAGAAGUUAUUGAUAUUGGAGAUGUUUUAUUUGAUGAUUUUUCUUCGUUUCUGUAUAAUUUCCUUCAUUACUUUUUGUCAAGUUCUUCUUGCAGAGAAAUUAGUAAAUAUUUUGUCAUAAUUUUUUUUUA
This is a messenger RNA of Styela clava, 1667 nucleotides long. RefSeq lists its product as uncharacterized. The record is from RefSeq and is a predicted model, not a curated record. Lineage: Eukaryota; Metazoa; Chordata; Ascidiacea; Stolidobranchia; Styelidae.